This is a messenger RNA of Amborella trichopoda, 5469 nucleotides long. RefSeq names its product RAF-like serine/threonine-protein kinase PRAF. NCBI's taxonomy places the organism in Eukaryota, Viridiplantae, Streptophyta, Magnoliopsida, Amborellales, Amborellaceae. The record is from RefSeq and is a predicted model, not a curated record. Gene Ontology annotation, molecular function: ATP binding; protein binding; protein kinase activity. Gene Ontology annotation, cellular component: cytoplasm. Gene Ontology annotation, biological process: protein phosphorylation; signal transduction.
UCACAAUUAUACAAAUCCCGUAUAAAUAUCAAACGCCAUUUUUUUUUGUCUCUAGAAUCUCACAGAUAGCGAAAGGAGUCUUCAGAUGGUCCUCGCUUCUGUAGCAAAUUACGUAACGUAGAGAGCGAAAGAAAAGUACAGGAGCUUUCAACCUCUUCCGACCCGUCUCGAUCGACUGGACAGUGUGCGAUAUUUUCUUUCGUUCUCCCUAUCUCCUGAUUCAGACAUUGAUUUACUGCUUUGUCACUCUGGAUUUGGGCUUCUGUGUAAUGGCAGCAGAUCAAAACUCCAUUCCCAAAGAUUUGAGACCUUUGAGCUUUGGUCUAAAGGUUGCAGAUGGUAAUGGCUCCUCCAGUAUCUUGCAACCUGCAGUAGCUCAGGACAUUAGUGGUAGCCCUAGGUCUAGGAUUGCACUUUACCAAGAGAGACAACAACGAGGGUUUGAGGGCCACUAUCCCAUGACCUAUACUGAGUCUAUGGUAACAGGGUUAUCUGGGCUGCUCCCUAUUUCUUCUUCAGCCAUUGAGAUACUUGGUAGUUUUAACGCUUUUGCAGGCAAUGGUAAUGAACCAUUAACUGAUAGGUUCCCUUACGAUAUGGCGCAGGGGAGGUCCUUUACACUUAAGAGUAAUGCUUCUGAUAGUCAAUCUAAUAAUGUCCAUCAGCACCAACGACAAACCUCGGUGCCCUCAACCUCUCAGGAUUCUCAUUGUCCUGAAGCUACUGAUGAUUUUUCCACCAAAAAAGUGAAGUUUUUGUGUAGUUUUGGGGGCAAAAUCCUUCCUAGGCCAAGUGAUGGGGUGCUGAGAUAUGUAGGGGGUCAGACAAGGAUCAUCAGUCUGAGGAAGGGUAUUGGGUUUCAAGUGCUUUUUCAGAAGCUGGUAGAUGCAUAUGGGCAACCUGUUGUCAUUAAGUAUCAGCUCCCUCAGGAGGAUCUUGAUGCUCUGAUUUCAGUUUCCUGCGAUGAAGAUUUGGAUAAUAUGAUGGAAGAGUAUGACAAGCUCUUGGAAAACUCCCGAAAGGGAUCGCCGAAGUUUCGUGUCUUCUUGUUUCCAGCCUCAGAGCCUGAAUCCUCUGAUGUUGUUCAGUAUGCAGAUCAUCAGGAAGCAGGGCAACGAUAUGUUGAGGCACUGAAUGGGAUCCCUGAGAGCACCAAUAGGAUAAAAGAGAGCACAACAAGUGCUACUUCAACUCAAAGUUCUGAUUGUCAGUUUAAUGGUGAUGCUUCUGAUAAUUUUGUUCCUAGUCAAGGUGAUGCAGGCAGCAAUCUACUAUCUAGCAAGAUUCCAGUUAAUGAUGCUCCAAGAUUGGCUAAUGAUGCUCUGAGGUUGGCUAAUGAUGCUCCAAGUGUGGUUAACGAUGCUCCAAGAUCGGCUAAUGAUGCUCCAAGGUUUGCUAAUGGUGAUCCAAGGUUGGCUAAUGGUGAUACGAGGUUGGCCUAUAGGUUUCCUAAUCAGUUGAUUUUUGGGGAAGAUGCUGCAUCUUCAAGUGCCGCUUCUGUUAAUACCAGUGGUCCUUCUGAACCUAUGCCCAUGUGUUCUAUGCUUCGACUUGGGCAAACCCAUUCUGUGGAUCCAGCAGUUAGGCCAGAAGAGGACCAUUUACAUGCUAAAGUAGACAAUCUCUCUGCUAUGCUAAAUCUACCUGUUUAUGGGUUGUCGACAAGUCCUUCUGAGAGGCCCAAUAUUUCUUCAACACUAGUCGAUUGCAGGCCAGAAGGGCAGCAGAUGCCACAAAUCGAAGCACAUGCUUCUUUAGUAGAUGUUCGUCCACCUCCCACAUAUGUGCAUGGUUAUGUGGGUGCUCAUCCAAGUGCCUAUAACUUGAGCAGCUACAGUCCUUACAAUAACUCGGACAUAAGAAUCUCUCCUGAAUCAAUGAAUGCUUCUCAGAGUUCUUCUCUCAGUGCACAACAAUCAGUAGUGCAUGUGGCUUCAGUUAUUGGUGUUGCUGGUGUCUCCUAUCCAUUUGCACUGGCAGGUUCUUUGGGAUAUCCUAUAGGUGUAUGUCCUCCUUCACAGAAUUUGUGUGCUGGUCCUUCUUCGCCAAGAGUUAAUGGCAAAAUUGGAGGUCAACUGUUCGUACCAACACCCCAUAUACCCAUUGAGCAUUACAUGGAAGAGAGCAGUGCAGGAGCAAGAUUUCAACUUAACGGUGACCAGAGUCAUAAGGCAUUCCAAGUUCCCCAAAUUACCCAUUCGCCUCCUGUUCAGGUUCAAGGUCAGUCCACCAUGGAGAGGCUCAUUUGCCAGCCAUCGGCACCUGAAUGUGUAGUUUUCUCUGAAGAAUGGGUAGCCCAGCAAAUGGGAAAUUCUGGCGAUAAGGUGUCUAUUCUUGAGGACUGUUUUAUGUGCCAAAAGGCACUGCCUCAUGCCCAUUCUGAUACAUUGAUUCAAGAGCGUGUGAAUCCUGUUCCAGAGACAAAUUCAGCUCUUCAAAGUCAUCAUUCUGAUGGAAGUCUAAGACUCAUGGCUUCACCGAGAGUUGCUGGAGCAUUGGGGGAGGGUUCUGCGGCUCCCCCAGUUGAGCAUUGGUUAGGUAUGGGACGUGGGGCAGUGGCUAGGUUUCAGGGAAACGGAGGAAGUCAUGCGAAACUGAAUGGGCAGAAUGGACAUGAAACUGCUGCAUCUUCACUGAGACCUCCACGAAUUCCUCAUGUUCCCGAGCAGCAUCUUGAUUAUGAUCAAGUUCCUCAGCAGCAAACAGAAAAACCUGAUCACACCAAGUUGUUGUUUACUCAGAACAUACCAGUUAAAUCUACUGAGGAACUUCCAAAAACUAAACCUUUCGGCUUUACUCAUGUUGACAAAUCUACUGAGGAACUUCAAAAAACUGAACCUUUGGACUUUACUCAUGUUGACAAUGCAGUGAACAAGUAUGGAGCAGAUGAUGUGAAACCUCUGUAUGAUCCAUUCUCAAGCAACCACUCAUUCUUCCAUCAAGAAGAUGCAUUUGUAAUGCCCCAUAGCCAGGUUAAGCAAGAGGUGGCAAGGGAUAGGACGAUUGGUAUAGACAUACCUCUAGAAAAUAGCUUGCUUUUCCCUAGUGCAGAACCCUGCGAUCUGGACUCUUCACAUGAUUUUGCAACGAAAGAUGUUUGUCUGAAUUCAUUGUCACCUGACAAUUAUAAAACACUCGAUGGGAGGUUAAGUGCUUUUCCUGUGAAUUCAUCGGGGUUGUCUUCAGGGAUCGAUCAGAGCAAACUACCAAUUUGGAUGAACUUAGAUCAUUGUGUGAGAGAAAAUCAGCUAAGCGGCAGGACGCAAACAAGUGAAACCUCGGUAGUGGCUAACGUGAAUGCUGUCAGAGAAGAAAGGCUGAAUGUGCAGCCACAGGUUACUUUGGAUUCUAUUCGAGUGACUGAUCCCUUCAGUGAGCCAGGGAUUGUUAUGAGUGCGGGGUAUGUCAAUCCAGGUCAACCAUCGAUAAAUAAUGCUCAGUCUGCAGAUCCUUCUGCAGCACUUCCCUUAAUUGGAAAUCCUUCAGUUUCUCAUGAGAUGUUGAACAACAAGGCCACAGUACCUUGUGGUGAUUCUUCAUGCGUGAACACUACAAAGGAAAACCCAAGUCAAGAAUGGAGAGUCGAAGGUCCACAAGCCUUUACAAGGGGUGCCAUCAACAAUGUCACUGUUCCUAUGAAUUGUAACUCAGAAACUGUAAUAUUGGAUCCUGGCCUUGGUAAUGGGAAAAAAAGAGAUAUAACAGCUGCCUCAAACUUGCCCUUCGGUCCAUCUGGUUUAGAUCGUUGGGACUUGUUACAUGGUGUACCUGUGCCUCAACUUGGGGUGUGCAAUGUGGAGAACAAAGAUAUCUCUUUUAUGAUGGGAUUGCCCAUUGAAGACCACAUGGUUUCUAGGGGCAAUUUGGGCAAUUUGGGCUUGACAUUGGGAUUGGAUGGAGGCUUGAAAGACUCAUCAGAUGCGCAAGUUGAAACCAGUUUUCAAAACAAACUGGUCCUGGAGCCAAUGCAACAAAGCCAUGUGAAAAGCUCUUGCGAUGAAUACAUUAAGCAAGAGUUACAAGCAGUCACUGAGGAUGUCACGGCAUCUGUUCUCUGCUCAUCGACUUCAUCUGUACCUUCUGCCUCUGUGACUGGUAUGAAUGGAUCUGUUCUUGAUAUUAUCCAAGAAGGAAUUCAAGAACUGAAAGCACAAGCAUCAAGUCAUCUACAGAUUGAGGACAUCAAUGUUAAAAUCUUGGAGAAACCUAAUCCUGGUUUAGCAUUGAGUGAUGGUAUUGACAACUUGCAGAUCAUUAAGAACAGUGACCUUGAAGAACUAAGGGAGCUAGGUUCUGGCACCUUUGGGACAGUGUAUCAUGGAAAGUGGAGGGGCUCAGAUGUGGCAAUAAAACGAAUCAAUGACCGGUGUUUUGCAGGCAAGCCAUCGGAGCAGGAACGGCUGAGGGAAGAUUUCUGGAACGAGGCUUGUAAGCUAGCCAAUUUGCAUCAUCCAAAUGUUGUCGCAUUCUAUGGUGUCGUUCUUGAUGGCCCUGGAGGUACAGUGGCAACAGUGACUGAAUACAUGGCCAAUGGUUCACUGAGACAAGCUCUACAGAAAAGUGAUAAGACACUUGAUCGGCGUAAACGUCUGCUGAUUGCAAUGGAUGUUGCUUUUGGGAUGGAAUACUUGCAUGGAAAGAACAUUGUCCACUUUGAUUUAAAAAGUGAUAACCUACUUGUCAAUCUUAGGGACCCUUACCGUCCUGUAUGCAAGGUAGGUGAUCUGGGUUUGUCAAAAGUGAAAUGUCAGACACUUAUAUCUGGUGGCGUGAGGGGUACUCUCCCAUGGAUGGCCCCUGAACUUCUUAAUGGCAGUAGCAAUUUGGUUUCUGAGAAGGUUGAUGUAUUCUCCUUCGGAAUUGUUAUGUGGGAGCUUCUCACAGGUGACGAGCCAUAUGCUAAUCUCCACUAUGGAGCUAUCAUAGGUGGUAUAGUGAACAACACACUUAGGCCACCAAUCCCCGAAAACUGUGAUCCAGAGUGGAGGUCACUAAUGGAGAAAUGUUGGUCUUCCGAUCCUCCAGAGAGGCCAAGUUUUACAGAGGUUGCUGACAUGUUGAGGUCAAUGGCAGCUUCCCUCCCACCAAAAGGGCAGGCCCAACAUGCACCUGCGCAACCUCAACAACCAAGAUAAUGCUUCAAAAGAUUUGUACUUGGUCAUUCUGGUUGCUCUCUCUCUCUCUCGUCUCUCUCUCUCCCGUCUCUCUCUCCCCCGUCUCUCUCUCCCAAUGAAUGUUCAUCCUGGAUGCUCACCAAUGCAAAAGGCCAUUGUACAGGACCGCUUUUAGGAUCAAAGCUGUGUUGAUAAAAGGGGUUUGCAACCUGGCUGUGGUUUGAUAGUGGUGACCACUGUGAAUCCAGGAAAGAAAAUCCCCAUCCUCAUAAAGAUUAAUAAAAUGAUGCCAAAAUACAAGACCAAAAUGUGACUGAUAUUAUGAAAAUAAAACGCGCCUGAGAUUGAUACUUCU